AUGCGCGAGAUUAAGGACAAGGUUCUACGCAAAAUACUUGUUAACAUGGGUUACGCAUUGACGGAGGCUACAUUUAAUUACUAUUGCGGAGAAAUCAGAAGAACAAACACUGAGGCUUUAAAUUGGAUAGACAAUAUUCCUAGGGAGAAGUGGGCUAGAGCAUUAGGCAGAGGGCAACGUUGGGGACAUAUGACUUCUAACUUAGCAGAAGCAAUAAACUUUGUACUAAAGGCAACAAGAAACCUUCACAUCACUGCAUUAGUCCAGUCGGCAUACUAUCGAAUGGGUUCACUCUUUGGUAAACGAGGACACAAAUGGACCAAAAUGCUAUCUUCAGGCAAAGUUUUCAUAAAUGGUUGUAACAAGGGAAUGGCUGAGGAGGUAGCCAAGGCUAACACACACAACGUCAUGCAAUUUGAUCGCGAAAGAUUCUGUUUCAUGGUGUAG
Lathyrus sativus (Indian pea) is the source of this 447-nucleotide messenger RNA. The record is from the annotation of a GenBank genome assembly. Lineage: Eukaryota; Viridiplantae; Streptophyta; Magnoliopsida; Fabales; Fabaceae.